Messenger RNA from Suricata suricatta (meerkat), 2770 nucleotides. It is a transcript of the gene CDKN2AIP, whose product is annotated as CDKN2A interacting protein. Gene Ontology annotation, cellular component: nucleoplasm; nucleolus. Bases 245 to 1993 code for a protein of 582 amino acids. The transcript is spliced from 3 exons. Lineage: Eukaryota; Metazoa; Chordata; Mammalia; Carnivora; Herpestidae. The record is from RefSeq and is a predicted model, not a curated record.
CGCGCCGGAAGGACGCUCGGGCGCUCGGCUGCGGCGAGGUUAUAAAAGGGAAGGAGCCGGCGGCGGGCGGAAGUGGGCGGUUCGGCGGCUCUGGGCGCUGUUGUUUGGCGUCUGGGCCUCCCGAGGGGCGUUCUCCGGAGGGCCGCCGGUGCAGGCCGCAGUGACAGGGCCGCUCGCCGCCGCGCACUCCGCCUCCUCCCCGGUGCAGCGUCCGCGCGCGGCCUCGGCGACUCGCAGGCCCAACAUGGCGCAGGAGGUGUCGGAGUACCUGAGCCAGAACCCGCGGGUGGCCGCCUGGGUGGAGGCGCUGCGCUGCGACGGCGAGACUGACAAACACUGGCGCCACCGCCGGGAGUUUCUGCUCCGCAACGCCGGGGACCUGGCCCCGGCUGGCGGCGCUGCCGCCGGCGCGGAGGAAGCUGCGGACGCCGAGAGCGGCAGCCGCAAUAGGCAGCUGCAGCAGCUCAUCUCCUUCUCCAUGGCCUGGGCGAACCACGUCUUCCUCGGGUGCCGGUACCCACAAAAAGUUAUGGAUAAAAUACUUAGUAUGGCUGAAGGCAUCAAAGUGACAGGUGCUCCAAUCCAUACCACAAGAGACGAACUGGUUGCCAAGGUGAAGAAAAGAGGGAUAUCGAGUAGCAAUGAAGGGGUAGAAGAGCCAGCGAAAAAACGAAUCCUAGAAGGGAAAACCAAUUCCGCGGUUGAGCAAGAUCAUGCGAAGAUUUCUGCCAAAACAGAACGUGCAUCAGGUCAGCAGGAAAACAGCUCGACAGGCACAGGAUCAUCCACCAAAUCAGAGAGUAGUGGAAACUCCACUCGGAGCUCCGGCACCGCAGGUCAGAAUAGCUCUGCAAGUGACGGAGAUCGGUCUCUUUCCAGCCAAAGUAGUGGCAGCGUGUCCUCCCAGGUGACAGUGGCAGGGUCCGGAAAAGCUUCUGAAUCAGAAGCUCCAGAGAAGCAUGGCUCCGCAGCCUUCGUUUCUUCGUUGUUGAAAUCCAGCGUGAAUAGUCAUGUGACCCAGUCUGCCGAUUCCAGCCAACAGAGCGGAUCCCCCAAAAAGAGUGCUGUGGAAGGCUCUUCAGUCUCAGCCUCUCAGAGCAUCUCCGAGAUCGAGGUGCCCUUGUUGGGCUGCUCCGGAAGCGUAGAAGGUGAGUUGCUGCUGUUGUCUUCUAAACCGAGUUCAGAGACAGCUUCAGGUGGGUUACCUUCCAAAACCAGUUCUGAGGCCAGCGUUUCCACGUCAGCUUCUAAAAAUAGUUCCCCAGCAGGCAUAUCCUUGCUGACCCCCAAGAGCGGCACAUCGACACCCGCAGCGCUGCUGACUUCCAAAAGCACUUCGCAGGUGGCUGCAUCGCUGUUAGCUUCCAAGAGCAGCUCCCAAACCAGUGCAGCUCUAGUUUCCAAAAGCACUUCCUUAGCAGGUGUGUCCCAGCUGGCCUCUAAGAGUAGUUCUCAGACGAGCACAUCCCAGUUGCCUUCCAAAAGUUCUUCACAGUCAAGCGAGAGUUCGGUUAAGUUCUCUUGUUGCAAGUUAACCAAUGAAGAUGUGAAGCAGAAACAGCCUUUUUUCAACAGACUGUACAAAACGGUGGCGUGGAAGCUGGUGGCAGUUGGCGGCUUUAGUCCCAACGUGAAUCAUGGAGAGCUCCUCAACGCAGCUAUUGAGGCUCUGAAGGCCACACUGGAUGUGUUUUUUGUUCCGCUAAAAGAACUGGCAGAUCUGCCUCAGAAUAAAAGUUCUCAAGAAAGUAUCGUCUGUGAAUUGAGAUGCAAGUCUGUGUAUUUGGGCACCGGCUGUGGAAAAAGCAAAGAGAAUGCAAAAGCCGUUGCAUCAAGAGAAGCACUGAAGUUAUUUCUCAAGAAGAAAGUAGUGGUAAAGAUCUGUAAGAGGAAAUACAGAGGCAGCGAAAUAGAAGACCUAGUCCUCCUUGAUGAAGAGGCAAGGCCUGUAAACUUACCUCCAGCGUUGAAACAUCCUCAAGAGUUACUGUAAUUUGUCCAAAAUACCACUGCAUCUGACGUCUGGUAUUUGAAGAGAAAAACUGGCUUCCUUUUGUAUAAGAUGAAACACAGGCUUUCACAAAUUUUGUAUUGCUUUUUUCCAGUUUUGCAGACAAUUUACAUUCUAGUUCUCUUCACACAGUAGAGGUUGUAAAUAAUUUAUGAAUGACAGUACAUAUUACAAAGUAUGCAUUAACAGCAUACCAGUAUGCUGUUUUAUUUGCUGAAGAAAAUACUGUCUUCUAUUUUUAAUGAUCCGUUAGGUACGAUGUGUAGUUCUGUAGAAUCUUAAAACUUUUGUACUGCUUUCAAUUUGGUGAAAACGUAUUAAGUUGUCUACCAUGCUUUUUCCGCCCCCUAGCUGAAUAAACCUCCACAUCAAAGUACAGGGGACCAUGGUAUUUGAAUGUCUGAAAGUCUGUGAAGCUUAAGGUUUUAAGAAUGUUGCCCACGAUACUGAACAUGUCUGUUAAAGAAUAAAAGAAAAAAUAGUUGCCUCAGACUAUUUUUAUGAGAAGUUGUAAGCAUUUUUUAGAUAUAAAGCAGUAUAAAGUACUUAAGGUUAUUUUAUUCUGAAGUUGUUUAAAAUUCACCAUGGUUUUGACCACUGCAGAUUCUUUAAGUGGGUUAAUUUAUGUUUGAGGUAAAAUACAAUUUACACUUUUUCUUAAAGACAUAAAUGUGGGUUUCUAUAUUAAGCAUAUUUUGUGACUAUUAACAGAUUGAUUUGUUUAGAUAUUAAAUGCUUUAAGCUAUUUUACCUUUUCAA